Molecule: messenger RNA, 2916 nt
Organism: Metopolophium dirhodum (rose-grain aphid)
Lineage: Eukaryota; Metazoa; Arthropoda; Insecta; Hemiptera; Aphididae
Exons: 4
Coding region: 790-1839 (349 amino acids)
Source: RefSeq, a predicted model, not a curated record
AAUAUUAUGUUACGAGACAUAAUUUUUAUUAUUAUUGUAUUAUUAUACUAUUAUUAUACUAUUAUUAUAAAUGAUAACACUUAAAACUACAUUUCUAAUAUAUAUUUAUAUCAUGAAAUAAUAAUUUAGAUAGUAUUUAAACAAUGAAUUAUUGUCUAAAUACUUAGGGCGAACGGUCAAGCCAGGGGUCUAUUUUUAAAAUCGCACUAAUCAUUUGAUAACAUUUUUGUACACUAAUUGUUUAAACAAAUUUUGACUGCACUAAUUAAUAAUUGUAUUUUUGAAUCUUAUAUUUUUUUGAUUUUCUCUUAAUGUGAAGACUAUAUUAUGAUACACUGAACUAUACAUUAUAUUCUUCAUAUUCAUACUUGAUAGUUGAUAACAAAGUCGACUGAAAAGAAUUUUCAACUUUAAAUUUAAUAAAACGAUGAUGUAUAUAAUGUUUAUAUAGUAUAAACUACCUUUUUUGUUUUAAUAGUAGGUUAAGUAUUGUAAAUUGUAUAGUCUACAUAUCUUAUUAAACAUAAUUUUAUUUUAAUGUUGAUCUAGACAUUUUUAAAAUUAUUUAUAAUUUUUAGUGCCUAUUAUAGGUAAUUAUACUUAUUGUAUUUUUUAGAUACUUUUAUUGAGUUUUCUGGAGUAAAAUAUAUUUUAAUAAUUUUAAAAUUAUAAGUUUAACAAUUUUAUUAUAUUUAGGACUGAGUUAUAAUGGAUUCCGAGGUGCCAUCACUAUAAGUAAUUCGAAGACCAUUUAUAAUUCAAGGAAACGCUGAUUUUACGAGUGCCAAAAUGAGUGCUACUAAAUUGACUGAACUAGUAAAUGAUGCCGAGAUGCGUUUAACAAAUGAUGGGAAAGAUUUUAUUUUAGGUAUUUAUACGAUGGUGGCAAUAGAAUUAAGAACUAGUGAAUAUAAUAAAUGUGUUAAUAAUUACAUUAUAGGGUAUGGCUAUUACGAAGAUAGAAUUGUGGUACUUGGAACAAUAGAAUUUUUACGAAAAUUGUGUUCUACCGACACAGUAUUUAUGAGCAGCUACAACAUUAAAUUGGAAUCACAAUUAUUCAGGCAUUUAUAUACUUUGCACUGCUUUGUUGACGAAAAACUUGUACCAAUGGUAUACGCACUGUUAUUUAAUAAUAAUAAGAGAGCAUACCUGAGAAUGUUUCAAAUCAUUAAGGAUACUUCUCAUAUCAAUAAUUUGAAGUUUAAUCCCAGUAACUUUUACAUUGAUGUGGAUUUGAAUAUCAUACCCACUAUUGAAGAAAUGUUUGGGUUACAUAAGACGAUCAUUAAAUUAUCUUUAUACUACUACGCAAAUAUCAUAUGGCAUAAAGUUAUAAGCUUAGGGCUAUCACAUAAUGACGAUUAUAAUAUAGAAAAAACAAUACGUCGUAUGUGUUAUCUUGCAUUGAUCCCUCUUGAACAUAUCGGAGAAAUCUGGACUAAAAUAAAAAAUGAAGCACCUCAGAACGAAAAUUUAUUAGAACUCAUAAGCUAUAUUACUGACACAUUUAUAAUUUAUAAUGGACGUGUAUUAAAUACAGCUGUAUGGAAUCAUUACGACACAGACAAUAUAAAAUCUAUAAGCUACCUAGAUGGAUUUAGCGACUUUAUUGACGCAAAUAUUAAGAAUUCAAAUCUGAGCGCUAUAGAUUGCAUUAUUAAAUUGAAAAAUAUGCAACAAGACUUCGAGAUGGAAAUUUUGACUCCAAAAAAAUCCAAAGUAGUCUCAAAGAUUCCCAAAAAGUACAAGUUCUUAGAAGCAAAAUUUAACCAUGCAAAAGAAAAGCUUGAAAAUGGAACAAUUUCUGCAAUAGAAUACCUGGAUGAAAUAAUUUAAAAUGUUCAUACGACCAUCAUAUUAAAAACAAAAGUGAUCCAUAAAGUAGCUAUCUAUUCAACUUGGUUUUAUUAAUACAUUAAUUUAUAACAUUGCAGUGUGUGUAUUUUUAAUUAAAUUGAUUAGUACUCCAAAAAUGAUGAGUCCAAUAGAUAUCCAAGAGUUUUUAUUAUUAUUAUCAAAUAUUUCCAAAAAUAGUAGGACAAAUCUGUCUUAUAUAUUUUGAAAAAAUUAAAAACUUAAUAUUAUUACCAUAAUUUGAUAUUUUAAUACAAAAUACAUUAAAUACAAUUUAAAUAGUUUUUAUGAGAUUUCAAAAGCUUGUGUCACAAUUUGUUUUUUAAUGGCUAUUUGUAGGCAAUUUUAUUAAUAGAAUUACUACGUUGAAAAUGCAAUAAAAUUGUUUAUUAUAAUUUUUGAAAUUAAAAAAAACGCAGUCACUAUUUAUGUGAUUCACAUAGGUACUAAUUUAAAAAAGUAGAUUCACUGAGUUAAGUCAAUAUCUUUUUCUAUAUUAACUUAUUGAGUUAAAUUUAUAAUUUGUUAUCUGUUAACUUUUAACUUAUCGGUCAUAUUAUGUCCUCUUAACUUAACUUGAAUUAAUUAUUUUCAUUAACUUGUCCACCUUUGUAUAAAUGUAACCUACGCCUACCUAGCUCUAACGGAUGUCGGUUUCACGUAACUUUAUAACUUUAUAACAUAACGCUUGCAUUAUUUCGAUAUAUGUAGUUUGAAAAUAUUAUUGUGCAUAGUAAAAUAUAAGGAGUUACGAAUAAUAUUUUUUGAAUUACAACAAAAUAACUAAAAAAACUACUUAUAAUAUGUCAAAUUUGUCGUCGAAUAUUCUAACUUUGACUGGUGACAAUGUGGAAAAUAUUGAUUUUUUAAAUACAGAGUUUUCUGUUAAGGUUUUACGAAUUAUAACAUAUACUAAAGUAAUAAGAGUUAGUUAAUAUAAAAAUAGAGAAAUAAGAAUAAAUUAUGAAAGUUUUUUUUUUUAGUUUUUAUAUUUUGUAUUUUUAUUUUUUUAAAUAUUAUCAUGAAUUUUAUUUUGAUUUAUUUUAAUUGUUGUAAAUU